Molecule: messenger RNA, 715 nt
Organism: Biomphalaria glabrata
Lineage: Eukaryota; Metazoa; Mollusca; Gastropoda; Planorbidae
Product: intraflagellar transport protein 27 homolog
Exons: 8
Coding region: 125-688 (187 amino acids)
Cellular component (GO): Golgi apparatus
Molecular function (GO): GTPase activity; GTP binding
Source: RefSeq, a predicted model, not a curated record
AAAAAGUGUAUUUACUGCGGUAUGAAACAUUGUUUUGAUAAGGGACACUAUUCGUUUAACUUAGUUACAAGUUAUUUUUGAAGAGCGUAAUUACGGUAAUAGAUUAUGAACUAAAGAUUUCAAGAUGCCCACAAUACUUCGAUGUAAAUGUCUGAUAGUUGGGGAUUCAACUGUUGGGAAAAGUUCAAUAACUCAAGUUUUCCAUAGCGAUUCUUCACACUUUCCUAAAAAUUACACAAUGACACAAGGAGUGGAGCUUCUAGUAAAACCAGUGAAUAUCCCAGAGUCAUCCGACAGUGUGGAGUUCUAUUUAUAUGACUGUGCUGGGAGAGAUACAUUUAUAGAUAUUGUACAGAAAUUUUGGGAUCAUCCCUCUGUAGUCAUGGUGGUCUAUGACUGUACUAAUGAAAAUUCCUUCUCAAAUUGUACAAAAUGGCUUGAAAAAAUAAGAUCUCAAAAUUCUCAUUUGAAGAUACCAGGUGCAUUGGUUGCCAACAAAAUAGACUUAGAACAAAGAAGAAUGAUUAGCCCCAAGCAGGGGAGAGAGCUAGCACAGUCACACAAACUUGAAUACUUUGAAUGUUCUGCUAAAGAAAUGCAACAUGUUGAUGUACCAUUUUUUUUCUUGGCUAAUGAAUUUCAUAAACUUUACCAAGAAAGAGUAGAAUUGUUCUCUACUCUUGCCUGAAUGUACAGUCCUUUUUUAAUUGCUGCU